This is a messenger RNA of Rhododendron vialii, 2442 nucleotides long. Its product is annotated as probable amidase At4g34880. The transcript has 5 exons. The record is from RefSeq and is a predicted model, not a curated record. Lineage: Eukaryota; Viridiplantae; Streptophyta; Magnoliopsida; Ericales; Ericaceae. Bases 518 to 2008 code for a protein of 496 amino acids.
AUCACACACCCCAUCGUUAGCUUAUGCGAGUGUGGGAAAUUACCGACGUGUCCUCCAAACCCUCCAAAUGUUUUUUUUAUUUUUUUUAAAAAGAUUAUAUAACAGCAAUCAAGUAAUUUCUCACAUUAUGUUUUUAUCCACCCAUAUUAACUAUCAAGCAAACUCUUUCUUAGCUAACACCUAUUUCUUAAGAACUAUCAGCUAGCAUUAGUGGUCGGGUCUUGUCCUCCUCCGUGGAGACUGGUAUUCGAGCUUCAUGAGAGGCGGGAUAUGGGGUUUCAGAGUUUCUGUUGACUAACAUCUCAUCAACCUCCGUUAACUAUUAAAAAAAAAAAAAACCUCUUUCUCCAACUUCUACGCCAAAAGGCCAUGAUUAGCAAAAUGGAACAUGCAUUGAUUCAGGCGAAAAGGUCAUGAGUGUUGAAUCAUAGUGAUCCACGGUCCAAUUUCGGUCUCUCUGGUAGUAUUAUUCACAACAUUGAUCCCUUUCCUGAUCUCGUCCGUCCGAUCAAACACCAUGGUCACGAUCGAAGAAGCGACCAUCAGCGAAAUUCAGCAGGCAUUCGCCGAGAACAAGCUCACAUCGAGACAGCUCGUUGACUUCUACCUGACUCGAAUCGAGGGGCUCAAUCCGGUGCUUCGCGGCGUAGUGGAGGUGAAUCCGGACGCGCGGGAUCUGGCGGAUGAGGCAGACCGGGAGAGGGCGAGCAAUCGGGGCCGUCUGGGAGAGCUGCACGGGAUUCCGGUGCUGCUCAAGGACACCAUAGGUACCAAGGACAAGCUGAACACGACGGCUGGGUCCCACGCUUUGCUGGGGUCGGCGGUGGGUAGGGAUGCAGGGGUUGUGGAGAGGCUCAGAAAGGCUGGGGCGGUGGUGCUGGGGAAGGCUAGUAUGAGCGAGUGGUACCGGAUUCGUUCUCUCGACGGUGUUCCCAACGGUUGGUGUGCCAGAACCGGACAAGGAGUGAAUCCUUAUGUACCAUCACAGACCCCUUGUGGGUCAAGCAGUGGAUCUGCAAUAUCAGUAGCUGCUAACAUGGUAGCAGUCUCAUUAGGGACCGAGACCCACAGCUCCAUUAUUUGCCCAUCUGAUCACAACUCCGUUGUUGGACUCAAACCAACCGUUGGGCUUACCAGUCGAGCUGGAGUUAUUCCGUGUGCGCCCCGUUGGGACACUAUUGGGCCCAUUGGUAGGACCGUAGCAGACGCUGUUUGUGUGCUUGAUGUGAUAGCAGGAUUUGAUCCAAGGGAUGACGAAGCAACAAGAGAAGUAUGUAAGUUCAUUCCUGACGGUGGUUAUAAACAGUUUCUCAAUCAGGAAGGACUUAAAGGAAAGAGAUUGGGUGUUGUCAGAAGUCCAUUUGUUGAUAACCUUCAUGAUUCACUCACAGCUAAAACUUUUGAGGAUCAUCUCAAUUCAUUGAGAGAAAGAGGUGCAAUUGUAGUGGACAAUCUGCACAUCGCAAACAUUGACAAAAUUCUGAAUCCCGCCCAUAGUGGGGAACUAAUGGUGAUGGUAGCUGAUUUCAAGACAUCCAUAAAUGCUUACUUGAAAGAGCUGAUCAAUUCUCCAGUGAGGUCACUAUCAGACAUUAUUGCCUUCAACGAGAACAACCCUGAACUGGAAAAGCUUGCGGAGUAUGGUCAGCAAACUUUCAUUGAAGCAGAAGGGACAAGUGGGAUUGGGGAGAAAGAGAGGGAGGCGUUGGAGAUGAUGGAAAAACUUUCGAAAGAGGGGUUUGAAAAAAUAAUGAAAGAGAAUGAGUUAGAUGCAAUGGUGACACCUGGUUCACGUGCUUCCCCAAUCUUCGCAAUUGGAGGGUACCCUGCGAUAACUGUUCCAGCUGGGUAUGAUACUGAUGGGAUGCCAUUUGGCAUCUGCUUUGGAGGGUUGAGAGGCACGGAACCAAAGCUGAUUGAAAUUGCUUAUGGCUUUGAAAAAGCUACCAAUGUUCGAAGGCCUCCUUUCUCCAUGUUGUCGGAAUUUGUCAAGAAAGUAUCUCUCUAAAUUUGGACCUUGGUGCCAAUUUUCUAGUUACUGAUAGCUGUGCUGAGGGAAGUCUGUAUCUUUGUUUGAAGAAACUCAAGAAUAAACACACUUGGUUCAUUUCUUUUGUUUCAUGAUUUCAACAUAGCAGAUACUACAUCCUGUUCUUGCACCAAGAGGUUAUCCUGAGAGUUAGUGUCCAUGCUGGAUUUGGCAACAAGGUGUGAAAUUUGCCAUCUUGUUUGGAAGGUUGAAGGUUCAGAGCCAAAACUGGUUGAGAUCGAGUAUAGGUUUGAGCAAGGUACUAAGAGUAGGCUGUAUCAAGUACUCAAGAUCUAUACUUUGCUGAGUUUGCUCAAUGUUUUAAUCUUUGAUUUCUCAAGGAAAACUAAAUGUACUUGUGGACAUUUUAAUUUUUCGUGUAAAAUUUAAAUUAUAUGUUCUUGUUCUUCUCA